ACACCUCAAUCAUCAUUCUUCCUCUACUUUAUAUUUAAUUUUUUAGCAAUUUGUAAUACUACUUAAUAAAUGUCUUCACAAAAGAGGGGUUCUGAUUGGAGUUACAAUGAAGAUGUAUUCUUGUGUAACUCUUGGGUGUCUAUUUCUGAAGAUGGUGCAGUCGGAAUCAAUCAAGCGGGCGAUUCAUUCUGGUCCCGAGUUCACAUUGUUGGAGUAAAUAUUUGCAUUUGGACGGAAAUAGCCUCCGAUGCUGUAACAUUGCGCAGACGUUGCCAUCUUCUGCAAUUCAUCGCAAACAUCUCUUCCUCCCAUGGAUCUGAGCUCGUCAUCGACUCUGGCCUCCCAUCGCAUAGGCAGCCAGAAAGCAGAGAAUCAGGAACAAUUGAACAAGGCUACAAGAAGAAGAUGAAGAUCAGAAGAAUUAGAAGAAGAAAAAGAAGAAGAGGAGGAAGAAAAGAAAGAAGAGUACCUGGGAGAGAAAAGAGCAGAUGACGCCGAUGAAGUCGGUGAUGAUGGAGAUCGAAGUUGCGAUCGGCCAAAGGGAAAGUGGCAGGGGAGAAGUCUGGCGGUUGAUGGAGAGUCGAUCGAUUAUUUUUAGAAGAAGGGUAAUAAGGUAAUCUGGAGUCCUAUUUGUGAAAUAUAAAACUUGUAGUCCUACUUUGGAGUUUUAACCAUGUUUUAGUCCUAUUUAGGAUAAAAACUUUUUUUAUUAAACCAGUGGCCAAAGGCUCAUGGUCAUUGCGGGUGAGUCUUGAACGAUUAUCUGCGUACGUUGGCAGCAACAAUUAAUGGCAGCAGCAGCAUCCUAUUUAGAGUUAUUUUUGUC
Molecule: messenger RNA, 826 nt
Organism: Cuscuta europaea
Lineage: Eukaryota; Viridiplantae; Streptophyta; Magnoliopsida; Solanales; Convolvulaceae
Source: the annotation of a GenBank genome assembly